AUUCAACAAAAAGUAAUUAAUCCGUUCAUCGUCCCUAUAUAUCAAUCCAACUUUCUUCUACUCUUCUUAAUUAUCAUCAAUCCAAUCCACAGCAACUUCAAUUUAUACUCACCAUCACCACCAUUAGAGAACAAAGAAUCACUUACUUGCACAAACAAGACAAGAUGGUGCUAGGAUGGAGAAGAGCUUUUUGUACAUCAAUCUCUCGAGAAACCACUAUGGAAGACCUCGAGUAUGAUCAUCAUCAUCAUAGCAUUGACAACACAUCCAGUUCAUCUACCACUCCAAAACUGAGCACCAGAUUUGGGUUUUUUACAUCUUCAUCGAAUCCUUCUACACCUCGACUCCGAUCUCACUCUAGUUCUAGCCCUAGCCUCCGGUGCCGGACCAGUCGAACCACAGCCACCGUGCCAGCUCCACCGCGAUCAGCGCCUCUCAGUCCAAAACUUCAAUGCGAAACUAAUUACAACAGUCCACGUGGCUUUCUCCGGUCAUCAAAUCCGUCGUCGCCGCGUUCUCCGUCGCCGUUUUCGUUUCUCAAAUCCGGUUUACGUCUUUGCACGCGUAGGUGUGGAUUAUGCUUGCAGAGCGUGAAGAAAGGGCAAGGAACGGCGACGUUCACGGCGGAGUGUUCACACACUUUUCAUUUUCCGUGCAUUUCCGAUCACGUGAAGAAGCAAGGGAGCUUAGCAUGUCCGUUGUGCAGCUGUUUGUGGAAAGAGAUGCCUAUGCUAGCUGUAAACGAUCAGAAUCAUCAGAAAUACAAGUUCGUUGAUGAAGAAAUGACGAGAGAAAAGCUGGCAACAAGAUUUGUAGAUGACGUUAUCGGUAGAGACGAAUCUCCGAAACGGAAUUUGUUACGUUCAGAUUUGAAAGUUUAUAACGAUGAUGAACCGUUGGCGUCGUUGACGCCAAAAGCUCGGUUUAAUCCGAUUCCUGAAUCUGAUGAAAACUGUGAUGAAGAUUGUGUUGGAACAUUUCAAGGUUCUUGUUUUAAUGGCGGUUAUUCCAGUCCUGUUAACGAUCAUGUUAAGGACGUUGAAGUUCGUUUGUUACCGGAGGCAGCGUUGAUCGCUGUUACUCGUAGACAUGAGACGUACGCGAUUGUGUUGAAAGUAAAAGCUCCUGAAGCACCGGACAACAUCCGACUAAGAGCUCCGAUUGAUUUGGUGACAGUAGUAGAUGUUAGCGGCAAAAUCACAAACGAAAAGCUGCAGAUGAUUAAAAAAGCAAUGAGAUCUAUCGUGUUAUCACUCUCGUCAUCAGACAGGUUAUCAAUCGUCGCAUUUUCAUCACACUCCAAACGGUUAUUACCUUUAAGAAGAAUGACAACCAGCGGCCGCCGCUCCGCCCGUCGCAUCGUGGAGGCGAUGGCGGUUAUCGACGGUUGUUCAAACUCAAAAGACGCUGUAAAAAAAGCCGUGAAAGUUCUAGAAGACCGCCGUGAGAAAAAUCCUGUCGCCACCGUCCUCCUCCUCUCCGACGUCACAAAUCAACCGUCAGAUUCAUCCGUUUCAUCGGUUCGUUAUCCGCACUCGCGAAUCGACAUUCCGAUACAUUCUGUUAAACUAAACAUAACGGAAGACCACGUGUUCGCGAAAUUCAUCGGAAAUUUACUAACCGUGGCGGUUGAGGAUCUCCGGCUGCAGUUAGGAUUCUUCGCCGGUUCAUCACCGGCGGAGAUCACGGCGGUUUAUUCACGAAUACCGCAACCUAUCGUUCUCGGAUCAAGCACCGUCCGGAUCGGCGAUUUAUCUGCCGACGAAGAGAGAGAAAUACUGGUGGAACUGAAACUACCAUCGUCUACGUGUAGGUCCCAGAGAGUACUAUCCGUGCAAUGCUGUUACAACGAAUCAUCAACUCAACAAAUCAUCUACGGUAAACAACACGGUUUACUCGUGCCUCGUCUCAACACCGUUAGAUCGUCGUCUCCAACGAUCCAACGGUUGAGGAACGUUUUCAUUUCGACUCGGGCGUUAGCCGAGUCGCGCCGUCUAAGGGCGCGAAAUGAUUUAAAUGGUGCGUAUCAUAUGCUUGUUUCGGCUCGUGCGUUAAUGCGACAGUUAAGCUCGGCUUCUGAUGAUGAGUUUAUGCUUGGGUUAGAAGCCGAGCUGAGUGAGGUGCAACGACACCGCAAGGUUGUUCAUUAUACGGAUGAGAAAGGUGAGCCGUUGACGCCGACGUCGGCUUGGAGAGUGGCUGAUAAGCUGGCUAAAGUGGCAAUGAUGAGAAAGUCGGUCAAUAGAGUCAGCGACUUGCACGGCUUUGAAGAUGCCAGAUUCUGAUUAAAAUUUUAAAAAAAUAUAUAUUUACAGUUUGAAAUUUACAAUUUGCACCCUUGAAGAAUUGAAAGGUGUUCAAAAAUGGGAAAUAAUUGUUGUGGGUGGAGUAAGGAUAAUAUGGACAAAGAGUACCCGACGGCAGGAGCCUUUUUAUGUUUUCAGUAAUCGAUUGAAGAAUACAAAAGAGAUUGAUUGUGAAAAGCUUUAGAAAGGUGGGGGGCCUAUAUGUACUUUUGUCUUUUUUCUAGAGUUCUUUUUUUUUUUAAUUCGUAUUAUUAGUUAGUUGUAUAUUAUAUGAGAUUAAAAUCUAAGACGAUUAAAUGUCAACCGUAUUAAAUUAAUUAGAUUUAUAACUAUUAUUGUUGA
Molecule: messenger RNA, 2648 nt
Organism: Helianthus annuus (common sunflower)
Lineage: Eukaryota; Viridiplantae; Streptophyta; Magnoliopsida; Asterales; Asteraceae
Product: E3 ubiquitin-protein ligase WAV3
Exons: 2
Coding region: 165-2285 (706 amino acids)
Source: RefSeq, a predicted model, not a curated record